AUGCCUUUCGCGCAGCUCGUCCUCGGCAGUCCCGGCGCCGGGAAGAGCACGUACUGCGAUGGCAUGCACCAAUUCAUGGGAGCUAUCGGGCGCCAGUGCUCCGUCGUGAACCUCGAUCCGGCAAAUGACCACACAAGCUAUCCCUGUGCCCUGGACAUCCGAGACCUUGUCACCCUGGAGGAAAUCAUGUCCGACGACAACCUGGGCCCGAAUGGUGGCAUACUCUAUGCGCUCGAAGAGCUAGAGCACAACAUGGAGUGGCUAGAGAAUGGUUUGAAGGAGUUCAGCGAGGACUACAUACUCUUCGACUGCCCUGGCCAGGUAGAGCUCUAUACCCAUCACAACUCGCUCCGUAAUAUCUUCUUCAAGCUCCAGAAGCUUGGGUACAGGCCGUCUCUUUAUAUCUCCAACAUCCUCCUCGCGCUCCGAGCCAUGCUCCAAAUGGACCUUCCGCACAUCAACGUCCUGACGAAAAUCGACAAAGUGUCUUCCUAUGACCCCCUGCCGUUCAAUCUAGACUACUACACCGAGGUGCAAGAUCUGGAAUACUUGCUACCGGUUCUCGACCAGGAGAGCCCUGCACUCCGUAGCGACAAGUUCAAGCGCCUCAACGAAGCUGUCGCCAACCUCAUUGAAGGAUUCGGUCUGGUCCGGUUCGAAGUUUUGGCCGUGGAGAACAAGCAGAGCAUGAUGCAUCUGCUCCGGGUGAUCGACCGCGCUGGUGGGUAUGUCUUUGGGACAGCUGAAGGCGCCAAUGAUACGGUGUGGCAGGUGGCGAUGCGGAACGAGUCUUCGCUGCUCGAUGCCCAGGACAUCCAAGAGAGGUGGAUCGACAACAAGGAAGAAUACGACGAGAUGGAGCGCAAGGAAUGGGAAGCGCAGGCCAAGGCGCAAGAGGCAGCUGAAGCGGAGGCGCGAGGCGCGGCGGCGGCAGAUGACGCGGCGGGAAUCCCCGAUCCCGGAGCCGAUUCUAGUGUGAAAGUUGCCAGGAAGAAGAAAUGA
Molecule: messenger RNA, 1002 nt
Organism: Thyridium curvatum
Lineage: Eukaryota; Fungi; Ascomycota; Sordariomycetes; Thyridiales; Thyridiaceae
Exons: 3
Coding region: 1-1002 (333 amino acids)
Cellular component (GO): cytoplasm
Molecular function (GO): GTPase activity
Source: RefSeq, a predicted model, not a curated record